Molecule: messenger RNA, 348 nt
Organism: Entrophospora candida
Lineage: Eukaryota; Fungi; Glomeromycota; Glomeromycetes; Entrophosporales; Entrophosporaceae
Source: the annotation of a GenBank genome assembly
AUGACAAGCGUAGCAAAAAAAUUGAUAGAAAAAUCUAAAUCAGAAUUACCCAUUUAUAAAGAUGCAAAAUAUAAUAAAAAUCUUAUCGAUUUAAUAAACGUAUAUCCAAAAUAUGGAAUUGGUUUGAAAGUGAUUCCAUAUAAAUGGAUAAAGAAAGGAAAUUUAAAUAGUUAUUAUGAAGUGUCAAGUGUUAAGCUAAAGAAUGUUGCACAUGGUCGAAUAUUUGGUAUAAAAUAUUAUAAAGGUAAAAUGGUGACAAAAAAAGAAAAGGAAGUAAUUAAAUGGACUUAUAGUAAUAAUUGGCAUCUAUGGCCUUAUGAGGGUAAAAAAGACGGUAUAUGGCAUUAA